AUGCGGUUCGAUAUAGACGGGUCCAGUGAAAAGGCCCAGCACACAUACAAUGACACGAAUGGCCUGGGCGACAACCAGAUGGGCUAUGAUCCAGAUCUGGCCCAUCCAGCUGCCGGCUACAGAGACGGCGAGAUAGCUGUGUUGCCCCCAGGAGUCUCCGAACGGAAACUCAUCACCAGAAUCGACAUGCGCAUUAUUCCUGUGCUGUCAAUCAUGUACCUCUUGGCUUUCCUGGAUCGGACCAACGUCGCCAAUGCCGCCAUCUUUGGCCUUCAGAAAGACCUUGGGCUGAGUGGCACGCAGUACAGCACUGCCUUGACCAUCUUCUUUGUCCCCUACGUCGUCUUUGAGAUCCCGUCCAACAUCAUCCUGAAGAGACUCCGGCCCCAUGUGUGGCUCUCCAUCUGCAUGUUUGGCUUUGGCUUGGUUACCAUCUGUCAAGGUCUAGUCCAAGGGUACGGUGGAUUCCUUACCACCCGAUUCUUCCUGGGCUUCUUCGAGACAGGCAUGUUUCCCGGUGCAUUCUAUCUUAUUGGUAUGUGGUACAAGAGACACGAAGCACAGAAGAGAUAUACCUUCUUCUUUGCCAGUACCACUCUUGCGGGGGCUUUCGGUGGCUUGCUCGCCUCGGCCAUUGGCAAAAUGAACGGCAUGGAGGGCUAUCUCGGUUGGAGAUGGGUUUUCAUCCUGGAAGGAUGUCUUACUUGUGUGGUCUCUUUCGUCUGGUUCUUCGCAAUCCCGGAUUUUCCUGAAGACGCGAAGUGGUUGACGGACGCCGAGCGCGAGUACAUCAAGGCUCGGCUUCGAGAUGACCAGGGCAAGUCGGCCAUCGACCGACGCAUCACCGUCAAGGACGUCAUCAACUGCUUCAAGGACUACAAGAUCAUCGUGGGCGGUUUCAUGUAUUUUGGCUUGAUUGUGCCCGCCUACAGCUACGCUUACUUUGCGCCCACCAUCAUCAAGUCGUAUGGAUACAGCGCCAUUCAGACCCAACUGCACUCGGUCCCUCCGUGGGCGGCAGCAUUCGGAUGGAGCAUGCUCACGGCCGCGCUUUCGGAUCGAUUUCGCCACCGUUUCCUGUUCGCAAUGUUCAAUAUUUGCAUUGCCAUUGCGGGCUUUGCCAUCCUCAUGACCGUGCACCACAACACUGACUUGGAAUACGGAGCGCUGUUCAUGAUCACGUCGGGUACAUACAGUGCCAUGCCCAUCAUUGUGUGCUGGUUCUCGAUGAACCUCGGCGGUCACCAUCGCCGAGCGGUGGGCACAGCGUGGCAGAUUGGAUUUGGUAACAUUGGAGGUAUUAUCGCGAGUUACAGCUUCGAGGCGACCGACGUAAAGACCUUCUUCCACAAGGGCUACAGCAUCUGCAUGGGCUUCAUCUGCCUGAGCGCCGUCUCUUGUGUCAUCUACUUCCUGGCUUGCCUGACCCAGAAUCGAAACAAGGAGAAGACGCACGACGUCGGACUGACGGAGUACGAGAAGACAGAAUUGGGGGAUAUGAGUCCAGACUACCGCUACAUGCUGUAG
Fonsecaea erecta is the source of this 1527-nucleotide messenger RNA. RefSeq lists its product as hypothetical. Lineage: Eukaryota; Fungi; Ascomycota; Eurotiomycetes; Chaetothyriales; Herpotrichiellaceae. Gene Ontology annotation, cellular component: plasma membrane. The transcript has 4 exons. The record is from RefSeq and is a predicted model, not a curated record. Gene Ontology annotation, biological process: transmembrane transport. Gene Ontology annotation, molecular function: transmembrane transporter activity. The coding region runs from base 1 to 1527 and encodes 508 amino acids.